Molecule: messenger RNA, 1197 nt
Organism: Moneuplotes crassus
Lineage: Eukaryota; Ciliophora; Spirotrichea; Euplotida; Euplotidae
Source: the annotation of a GenBank genome assembly
UUGACUAUGCCUCUGAAAUUAUGAAGAAUAAAUCAGGCUAUAUUUCAAGAAGUAGAUUCGCAUGAGAGUAUGAAGCAAUCUCAAGAACUCCUGAAGAACCCUUCAAUGCUUAUUACAAAAUGCAAAUAAAAAUAAAAGAGAAAAAACCAAUAAUCAGAAACCCCACCAGCUAAGAACAGCUUCAAGAAUGCAUUGAUCAAAACAGAAGAUUGGUCUCCUGUGAAAGAGUUCACUUAUGCUCCAAUAAAGCCCAAAGAAAUCUUGAUGGGGAGGUCAGACUCAAAGAUUAUGAUUCAAGAUCCUAGUCUAGACAAAAAUCUAGAAAAGUAUUUUCUUUCUGAGCUAUAGCAGUGCUCACAUUAAGUAUGCUUGCACAGGCAGAGGAGAUAGACCUUAUAACCUGAAUUCAGUCAGGAACAUCAAUACAAAGCUGGAUGAGUCAUCAAAGCCAAAAAAUAAAACCGUUAAGGACAACAUCUUCUUUAAUUCAGAGGCAGUUAAAAGCGAUUUUACAAGAAAGACGUUCAGUAAGGAAUUGCAAGUCAUCAAAUGCAUCGAUCAAAAGUUAAAGAAGAAGUUGAAGAUUCAUAAAUGGAAGAUUAAUUUUAAGGACAGACUAAAGAGGGGGUUCUGAUCUAAAUAGAAAACGGUCGAGAUAUGAGAUAAACAAUCUGAAUAAAGCUCUAGUCAAUAAGAUAAAAACAACAAAGGCUGAGAAAACUUUAAAAACAUUCAACAGGAUACACAAUAGUGUAGAUGAAGGAGUAAAACUAAAGAAAUCAAUAUUCGAAGGCGUUUGAAAAGAAUAUAAUAACUAUUUUGCUACUAAUUGGAUCGAAAAGAACAGAAAAAGGUUUGAAGUUAAGAAAGACAAUCGAGUAACCUCUUCCCAAAUCUUUAGACAACUGAUGAGAAAUACAAAGCAAUGCCAAAGCAAAAGGUAACUCCGCCUUAAUUUUAGAUUGUGAAUGGAUAUCGUUCAAUUUUGAAGUCGCUGAAUCUGAAAUCAAGAGGAGGCCCUGAAAAACUAUACAAAAGAAUUAUUGAGGACAACAAUGAAAUUUCUCCAGAAUCUUCUCCAAAAUUUCAGAAAGUAUUUGACCAAGCUUUGCUUAAUCGAGAAAAAUGGAAAUCAACUUUUGGACAUAAAUUGCAUUGGUUUGAUAAAGUUGAGAGGACUCUAAUUAUUAGACCAGA